Pelodiscus sinensis (Chinese soft-shelled turtle) is the source of this 957-nucleotide messenger RNA. The record is from RefSeq and is a predicted model, not a curated record. Lineage: Eukaryota; Metazoa; Chordata; Testudines; Trionychidae.
AUGGCAGACACGAGGCAGGAAAACCAAACUUCCCUCACCCAGUUCAUCCUCCUGGGAUUCGGGACCCUCCCCAAACUGCAGCCCCUCCUCUUCCUGCUGUUCCUAGUGAUCUACCUUGUGACCAUGGCUGGGAACCUCCUCAUCGUUGUGCUGGUGGUGGCCGAUUGGCACCUUCACACCCCCAUGUACUUCUUCCUGGGGAACUUGUCCUGCUUGGAGAUCUGCUAUAGCUCCAGCAUCUUGCCCCGGCUGCUGGCCGGGCUACUGAUGGGGGACAGGACCAUUUCAGUUGAUGGCUGCAUCACACAAUUUUUCUUUAGUGGCUUCUUUGUAGCCACCGAGUGCUAUCUUCUAGCCGUGAUGUCCUACGACCGUUAUCUAGCCAUAUGCAAGCCCCUGCAUUAUGCUACACGUAUGUGCGGCGAUUUCUGCCUCCAGCUGGCAGCCGGGUCUUGGAUAAAUGGGAUUCUAGCCGUUACCAUAAUCGUUUCUCUUAUGUCACAAUUAACGUUCUGUGGCCCCGAUGAAAUCGAUCAUUUCUUCUGUGAAGCUACACAACUAAUCAAUCACUUCUGCAAGGACAUGUACCACUUGGAUCUUGUCAUUAACAUAGUAACCGCUCUAUUGACUCUGCCCCCGUUUGUGUUAACAGUGACGUCUUACGUCUGCAUCAUCUCCACUGUCCUGCGGAUCCCGUCCACCACUGGGCGGCAAAAGGCCUUUUCCACCUGCUCCUCCCACCUCACUGUGGUGACCAUUUUCUACGGCAUCCUGAUGGUUGUGUAUCUGCUGCCAAAAUCCAACAUGCUCAGAGACCUCGACAAAGUGUUCUCCAUCUGCUACACGUUUCUGACUCCUCUGGCCAAUCCGCUCAUCUACAGCCUGAGAAACACAGAGGUGAAAGGGGCUCUGAGAAAACUUGUCAGGAAAUGUGCAGGUUUUUCCAGGAUUCAGUAA